AUGUGCACCUCGAGCGCGACUCUCUUCUACGGCGUCUGCGUCAAAGCGAUGUCUCUCCUUGUCGCUGCCCGCGCCUGGCCCGACAUCGAACCUGUUUACCUCGCCGUCGACCUGAUCCGAGCGAGGAGGAGGCGGGGAGACUUGCGAGUCGAGGUCUCGGCAGGAACCAAAACUGUCGCCGACUUGCCGGACGAAAUAUGGGAGGCGGUCAAGGUCGAACUGUCGAGCGACAUCUUCGUUGAGGCGGCGGACAGCUUCGUUCGGAGCUAUCACCGGGACCCGGACUGUGACUGUCGGAGCUGUCUCGCUGCCAGCUCAGGGGUACUUGAUAUCUGGUAUCUCGCUGGCUGCGACGCCUGCAUCGACGACUUCCUGCACUCUGGCGGGCUGCGUGAUUGGUACGCGAAGGAGAAGGAGAGUAUCGAAGUCGUAUUGCGUCCAUUCAGGCUCACCCUCGCAGCACCUGAACUCGUCAGUCGCAAGAAAGACUCCGGAGGUGCAUGGUUUGAUCUCGACGUUUCCUGCGCCAUUGCGAUCCCGCUCUCCUCGCAUGCAGGAAGCGACUACCCCUCUACAGAGUGCGAAACGAUCGACGACGGAGGAGGCGGCGGCGAAUCUCACGCCAUGAUUGACUUCGACGAGCACAUCUUCGAGCUUCCUCACGACGCACGCGCUCGCUUCCACCGCCUGUUCACCACAUUCCCACAACUCGAGGCCGACUACUACCCGACUAUGACCGUCUCGCGUCAGCCCCCGCCGCCGCCGACUCCGUCGGACAAGAACGUUAGGGCCGUCGAUCCGUCGCGGCAGAAGAGGUUGGAGGGGAACAGGAAAGGGAGGGUUCCGAGGUGGCUAUUGUGGACCCGUGCGUACGAGUGCGCAUGA
This is a messenger RNA of Rhodotorula toruloides NP11, 885 nucleotides long. RefSeq lists its product as uncharacterized. The transcript has 2 exons. Lineage: Eukaryota; Fungi; Basidiomycota; Microbotryomycetes; Sporidiobolales; Sporidiobolaceae. The record is from RefSeq and is a predicted model, not a curated record. The coding region runs from base 1 to 885 and encodes 294 amino acids.